Saccoglossus kowalevskii is the source of this 2136-nucleotide messenger RNA. RefSeq lists its product as uncharacterized. The record is from RefSeq and is a predicted model, not a curated record. Gene Ontology annotation, molecular function: hydrolase activity, acting on glycosyl bonds; pseudouridylate synthase activity. Gene Ontology annotation, cellular component: cytoplasm. Lineage: Eukaryota; Metazoa; Hemichordata; Enteropneusta; Harrimaniidae.
AUGCCUUCAUUCAUUAAAAGUGCAUUCCCUGCAGCUGUAACUCUCUUUAAAAAGAACAGUAUUGUAACACAUCUUAAAAAAAGAAAUCUAUCAAAUGGUGUGUUUUGUGUCCAUUCUGAAAUAAGUGAAGCAAUAUCUGUGGGUAAGCCAGUUGUGGCAUUAGAAAGCACCAUCAUUACACAUGGGAUGCCAUAUCCACACAAUCUAAGGACAGCACUGUUGGUAGAAUCCGUAGUGAGAGAAAAUCAUUGUGUUCCUGCCACCAUUGCCGUGUUACAUGGAAAAAUACAUAUCGGUUUGACAGAAACACAGUUAGAAACACUAUCCACAUAUGAUAAUUGUGUUAAAGUUUCCAGAAGGGAUUUAUCACUGGUAUUAUCAAAGGGCUUAAUGGGAGGAACCACAGUGUCCGGUACCAUGGUUGCUGCUCACAAGUUUGGGAUUCAUGUAUUUGUCACAGGGGGUAUAGGUGGUGUGCAUAGAGGGGCAGAAUCAACGAUGGACAUUAGUGCUGAUUUGAUUGAACUUGGACGAACACCUAUGGCUGUUGUUUCAGCUGGUAUUAAAUCAAUACUGGAUAUUGGGAAAACACUGGAGUAUUUGGAGACUGAAGGAGUAACUGUUGCAGCAUAUGGAAAGAACAAAGAAUUUCCAGCGUUUUUUACACCAAAUAGUGGAUACACAGUACCAUAUAAUUUAAAAACACCACAAGAAGCAGCAAAAAUGAUAGAACGUAAUCUUAGCCUUGGUUUGAACAGUGGAAUGUUAAUUGGAGUGCCUAUACCAAAACAAGAUUCUGAUUUAGGAGAACUGAUAGAUGCCGCAAUUCAACAAUCGGUUGAAGAGGCACAAAAGAAUGGUAUUGUAGGAAAGGAGGUGACACCAUUCAUACUGGAAAGGGUGAAUGAACUUACUGAGGGCAAAUCCUUGGAUGCAAAUAUUGCACUGAUCAGAAAUAAUGCAAAAGUUGGAAGUCAUAUUGCAUAUGAACUUUCUAAACUCAUGAAAACAAAUGGAAAAGAUAAUAAUAGAAAUAAGGAUGAUAACAAAAAAUUGUAUAAGAGAUACUCUGAUAUUAAGCCUAGGCCAAUCGUUUUUGGUGCCAGUAUUGUUGACUUUAUGUCUACAAUUACCAAGAAAAACAUCAUGUAUCAUGGGGGCACUAAUCCAGGAAAGUUGAAGCAAUGUUACGGUGGUGUUGGAAGAAAUCUUGCAGAUUGUCUGAGUCGCCUAGAUGCGAACCCAAUAUUUGUUUCAGCCAUUGGAGAUGACAACCAUGCUUCCAACUUGUUGAACUAUUGCCAACACAUUGAUACAGGUUACAUUCAACAGUUACCAGGGGAACAAACUGCUACAUAUUGUUUAGUUUUAAACCAUACUGGAGAGGUAGUGCUCGGUAUAGGUGACAUGGAAGUGAAUGCUGCAAUGACUCCUAACUUAAUAUCAAAGUUUGAAAAGGAAAUUUCACAAGCACCUUUGGUUUGUAUGGAUGCCAAUCUUCCAGUCGAUGCUAUUAAUUAUAUCUGUGAAUUAUCGGAUUAUUAUAAAGUGCCUGUUUGGUUUGAGCCAACCUGUGUGGUAAAGUGUAAGAAACCCUUCAAUUCUGAUUCAUGGAAGUCAUUAACGUAUAUAUCACCAAAUGUUAAUGAACUUGGCAGUAUAACUGAAUUACUUGAUGGUAACUUAAAAGAUAUUCAAACAGAUUACAAAGUUACAGAUCUGCUUCCUCUUUGUGACCAGUUAUUACAUCACAUCAGUUGUGUGAUAGUAACACUUGGUAAAGAUGGUGUCUUAGUAUGUAGAAAUACACAUGCCCAUCAGCCUCUUCCAAGUGGUAAAAAAACAAAGGGAACAAAAAAGGGACUUGUUUCUGCUGUACAUUUUACUGCAACUGAUAGUGAAAAUAUAGUUAGCGUUUCAGGAGCUGGUGAUUGCUUGGCAUCAUUCAUUAUUCAUGGUGCAAUACAAGGUUUUCCACCAAAUAUAUGCAUAGAAGGAGGACUGAAAGCAGCCUCGUAUUCUCUUUUAUCCCACCAUGCUGUACCUCCAACCAUUACACCAGAGCAGUUCACUCAAGAUGAAAUUUCAAAGUGGAGUAAAGAACAAAGCAUCAAACAAACAAUCUUAUCCAGAUGA